AUGAAUAGUGGUGAAUAUUAGAAAUUUGAAGAAUUAGGUUUAGAUUAAUGGUUAUUGAAAUUAUGUUGGAAAAUCGAUUAUAAAGAGCCAAGACCAAUUUAAGUUUUAAGUAUUCCCCCCUUACUAUAAGGAAAGAACGUAUUGAUUUCAUCUCAAACAGGUAGCGGAAAGACUGCUGCAUUCUCAUUUCCAAUUCUUUAAACAUUAAGUCAAGAUCCAUAUGGAAUCUUUGCAAUUAUAUUGACUGCGAAUAGAGAGCUUGCAGUAUAAAUAGCUGAAUAAAUAUAAAUAUUCGGUGCUAGUGUGAAUUUGAGAUUGGCUUUAUUAAUAGGCGGUCUUUCCUCUUCAAAAUAGGUCAAAUUGUUAGGAUAGAUUCCACAUAUAAUAGUGGGAACUCCUGGAAGAUGUGCAGAAUUGCUUAGCAUUGAUGUUAAUUUCUAGAAAUAUAUUAAAAAUGUUAAAUAUUUCAUUUUGGAUGAAGUAGAUAGAUUGUUGGAACCUCAGAUUUGGGAUGAUAUCAAGAAAGUGUAUGAAUAAUGUGAAUCUCCUUAAAUAGCAUUGGUAUCAGCCACUCUUAAUAAUGUCACUCAAUAAUUGAAAGAAGAAUUUGCUAAUAUUAACUUUGUUGAAUGCAUCAAUAACCCAGAACAAAAGGUAUCAGAAACUAUUAAACACAAAUUUGUAUUGAUGCCAGAUCUAGUUAAAGAUUAUUAUUUCAUACAUCUAAUGAAAAAAUUGGAAGGAGCUUCUACAAUUGUUUUUGCUCCUACAUGUAGAAAGUGUCAUGAAUUGAAUUAAUUGCUUAAUCAUUUCGAAAUUAAAUCAACUUGUUUGCAUUCUAUGUUACCUUAACAUGAAAGAAUAAGUAAUUUAAGAGCCUACAGAUCAUAAAAAGCUUAAGUUUUGGUAGCCACUGAUGUAGCAUCAAGAGGACUUGAUAUACCAAAUGUUAAAUUUGUUAUUAAUUGGAAUGUACCUAAAGUAGAGGCAGAUUAUAUCCAUAGAGUCGGUAGAACAGGAAGAGCUGGCAGAAGAGGUACAGCCAUAACAAUGAUGACCUAAUUUGAUGUAGAGAGAGUAUUGGCAAUUGAAAAUCUAAUAAACUUGAAAAUGGAGGAAAUCAAAUUCAAUGAAGAAAAAGUACUUGCAAAUAUGACAGAUGUCACUAAGGCCAUUAAGACUAUUAAAAUUACAAUGUAAUAAGAUGGUACAACAGAAAAAUUCUUAGAUCUUUAAAAGAAAAAAGUAAAAUCUAAAUAGAAAAGAUAAGGAAGUUAAGAAGAAUAACAAUCAUGA
Molecule: messenger RNA, 1296 nt
Organism: Paramecium tetraurelia
Lineage: Eukaryota; Ciliophora; Oligohymenophorea; Peniculida; Parameciidae
Exons: 4
Molecular function (GO): ATP binding; nucleic acid binding; RNA helicase activity
Source: RefSeq, a predicted model, not a curated record